Molecule: messenger RNA, 3255 nt
Organism: Oryzias melastigma (Indian medaka)
Lineage: Eukaryota; Metazoa; Chordata; Actinopteri; Beloniformes; Adrianichthyidae
Gene: tmem236
Product: transmembrane protein 236
Exons: 4
Coding region: 1844-2947 (367 amino acids)
Source: RefSeq, a predicted model, not a curated record
AAAUCAUAAAUUAACAGUUUUACUCAUGUAAAAAUAUACUUUUACAACUUUAUUAUUUUACUAAAAAUUUGACUUUUUUUCAUAAUUUUAACAUUUUAUUUCUGUUAAAUUUGAAUUUUUUUCCCACGUAAUUAUAUUAUUCCUGGAAGAUUUUGAUUUUUUUUCUCCUAAUUUAAGACUAUUUUUAAAAAGAUUUUUUUUUUUAACUACUGUACAACUUUAUUUUUGGUUAAUUUGUUUUUUUUCUCAGUUUCAUUAAUAUUCUUGUGAGAUUUUUUAUUCUUAUGACUUUACAACUUUGUUGUAAAAGUUUGACUUUUUUUUUCAUAAUUUAAACAUUUUAUUUCCUUCAAAUCUUAAUUAUGUUAUUCUCAUUAAAGAUUUUGACUUGUUUUCCUCAUAGUUUAGUUUUUUUACAAGAUUGCACAUUUAAUUUAGUAAAACUUUGAUUUUAUUUAAAUCUUUUUUCCCUUCAUCGAAACACUUUAUUUGUUUGGUAAAUUUCUUUUUUUUUUGUCAGUUUAAUUUUCAGUCUUUAUUCCCAGUAAUUUUUUUACUUUUUUUCUCUUAAAAUUUCAGGACUUCAUUCUCAUUUAAUUUGCCCUGAUCCUCUGUUGUUGUUCACCUUUCUUUAUUUGUUGUUUUACUUCCUCUUUUCUUUCACCCGGUGAUUCUCGUCACCUUCACACAGCCUUAAGGAAAUCAAACGACACUUUCAAGAUUUCCGGCGUCCAAACCUUUUGUUUUCUAGAGGAAGAGUCGUCAUCGUUUUGUUGCCUUCAUGAAGUCGGACUGAAGCUGGAACACUUGAAAAUGUUGAAGUCGUUUCUCUGGGACCACAGGACGGAGCCGGUUCAUUACUGCUCUCUGUGCAAAUGGAGCAUUGUGGGUAAUUUCAGCACUAAAGAGUCUGGAUGUAAAGAUUUCAUUUUGUACAGAUGCUGCCUCUGUUCUGGUCUGCCCUCCUGUUUCUGUCUUCUUUUAACCCUAAUAUUCACAAUAAAUUUAGGCCAAAUGUACAGAAGAAAACCUGUGGGUUCUCUUUGUUUCUUUACUGAACGUCUGGUGUUGAUGUGUAGAUUGAUCUUUAUUUACUGACCAACCAAGAAAUUGUUUGUCUUUAAAGAAUAUUUGUCUAAAGAGUUUACAAAAAUUGCAAUGAAAGCUUAAACAAAAACUCUUUAAGUUGUAUUUUCCACAAUAUCACUUUUAUUGUGCUUCCCUAAACCACAUCUAUUGUUUUAUGGCUUAUAAUUCGAUGUUAGCUGAUUUAUUUUAAAAGAUAAAUAAGAGUUCAAUCAUGAACUUUUUUAAAGCAAAUUUUAAUGAACAAAAUUUGCUGGAAAUUUUUCUUUGUAUAUAAUAAUUGUAAAAUAAUUGUGCAUGAAAUGAAUUAAGCACAAAUAUCAGUCAAAUACAGACAAAUCAGACAUAUCUCAAAAAGACUUUUGGUCAAAAGUUCAUUCAGUUAAUCACUUAAAAUGUAUAUAGUGAUGCAUGUAGGAAAAUAAACUUGUUUAUGAAUCAUUUUUAUUAUGAGGUGUGUCAUUCCUCAUGUUGACCACUAGAGGGAGACAUUUGUGUUGUAAAUUGAGUUUCUGAAGUUUAGACUGAAAAACUUUUACAUUUUUGUAAUCAGACGAUGUUUUAUUGUAAAUGUCCGAUCAGGUUCCAUGCUCAGGCUCUGUUCUCUCUCUGAAAUUAUGGGAUGUCUUUCGUUUUUGGGCUCAUAAAACGACCAGCGUGACUUCUUCAUUACCCAGCAGUAAAAACUCUGAGGCUGCAGAGUAAGCAGGCUGAGCGAGCAGAGUCCAGCCGCCGCCGCCUCCGGUCUCUGGCGGUGAUGAUCGUCUCCAGCUGCUCGCCGACCAUGCUGUCGGGGAAGACGGUCAAGCUGCUCCUGUACGAGGGGCUGCAGUUCGCCGCUCUGGUCGUGCCCGUCUUCGUGGUCAUGGAGAGGUUCGCCCGGGUCAUACGCGUCGUGAGGGGGUGGGAUGAGACCGCGUACUGGCUGGUGGUGGCGGCCUCCAUCGCCUACGUGACCUCUGUGACCCUGCUGGUGUGGGCUCCUCUGAAGUACGUGACCCUGAAGAAGAGGAGGGUCAUCGCAGAGAUCACACAGUGGCGGCCCACGGCGCUGGCGUACCUCCUCCUCAGCACGCUGCCGUGUUUUGCCGUCAUGGUCGCUGGCUACAAGGUCCAGAUGGACAGUGGGCUCUACAGCGACCCGUUCACAGAGCUGCCCGUUUCCUUGGUUCUGUUCUGUCUCAUCUGUGUGGACGUCGUCGAGAGGAUCCGCCCGUGGAGGCUCAUGGGAAAAUCGGACUCCUUUGACCCGGACGGGGACGUGUUGGGCCCCGUCCCGCCCCACCUGGAGCGGGUGACCACGGUGUCGGCGCAGCUGCCGGCCGAUGGCGGUCAGGAGGAGUCGGUCAGCAACGGCGGCCCCCCCGGCAGAUGGUCGGAGCACGCCGACUCGUCCAGGCCUCCUUCUCUGAGCGCGCGCACGUACCCCGCGUCCUACCUGUACUCCUCCUCCUCCCUGCGACCUUUGACCUACUCUGGGCCCCUGCGCGUCCUGUGGAGGCGGGACGGCCGGGCGGAGCUGUUCGUGGGCAGCUUUCUGUUCUGGUUGGACACGGUGGAGAUGCUGAGGUCAGCAGGUCAGCCGUCGGUCUUUGGGACAGCCUGGGUGUUCCCGGUCUACAUCCUGACCUUCCUCUCGGCUCUGCGGGUCGUCAUCGCUCCUCAGAGCGCCCUGCUGUCUCUGGCGGGAGUCGCUCUGCAGGAUUUCCCGUUCUUCGUCCUCCGCUUCGCUCUGAUGGUGGCGUUCGGCUUCGUCACGCCGGUGCUCUAUCUCCUGAAGAAUCUCCUGGUGUGUCUCUCCUACGGAUACUUCACGUGGCUGUCCAGACUGACGCCCUUCAGAGGACACAGCAUGUUCUAGAGGUUUUUCAACUGAAAAGUUCUGUAAAUGUGUUCAUCCUAAUCUCAGAAUUUAGAGCUCAAGAUCCUUUUUUAUGUUGUUAUAUUUAUUUAUCGUUUAUUGGCUACAUUUGACUGUUUUAUGGCAAAGAGGAACACGAUGUCAAACAUCAUAAAUCAUUUUUAUCUGCUGUCAACAGUUUUAUGCUCAAUUUCUCCAAUUUUUCAGGGGUGGAAAAUUAAAGAUAAUUCUGCUUUUUUUUACUCAAAGAAGUUUCCUCUGAUUAUUCUGAUCAAAGUUUCAGUUAAACUUGAUUUAUUAAACUUCAG